AUGGGCUCAAAAAAGUCAAGUCCGUCACCACCACCACCGCUGCCUCCCUCGUCAUCAGGGGCCGACGAUGACUCUGAAGGGCCGUCCUCCUCCUCGGCGACAACAAUCAACGAUCCAGUAUACGGACAGCCACAAUCUGUGUCGUCAACGCCUUCGUACUCUCCCGCGCCAGGACCAGGAAUAGGCCAGACGCCUCCGUCCGACGACCCUGUGUCCGCCCAACCACAGUCCAGCAACUCAUCAGCAGCAUCGAACCGCCUGAAUCAACUCACGUCGCAGAUCUCCCCGCCCCAAGCUGAACCCCAACAACCCAACACGAAACGGGCGCGCAAACCCAAGAGCUCCAAAGACCCCUCAUCCGAUCUGCCCGCCGACUACAGCGAUAUCCUGACCCAUCUGACUACCCUGCGCACCAUCGCCACGACCCCAGACACUUCGUCCCGCGGGUACAUCCGGCAAAAGACGUCCGGGAAGCUGUGGUCGCGCGAACGCAUCGCGACAUUACUGGACCCUCAGACGUGGCGCGAGGUCGGGUCAGUCACGGGCACGGUGACGUGGGAGAAGGACAGCGUCAACCCGCAGGCCGAGCACGUCAGGGCCUUCACGCCGAGCAACAACCCGCAGGGCUUUGGACGGGUGACGUGUCCGCGCACGGGGCUCAAGAGGCAGAUCUACCUGACCUCGGACGACUUUUCGGUCCGGGCGGGCCACGCCGAUGGAUCUGUGGCUAUCAAGACGCUGUACGGCGAGAAGCUGGCCCUCCGCCUGAAGGUGCCUGUGGUCAAACUUGUGGAUGGCUCUUCGGGCGGCGGCUCCGUCUCGACCAUCAUGACCCAGGGAUACUCGUAUAUGCCGCACGUGACGGUUCUCUCGACCGUCAUCAAGCAGCUGAACAUGGGCAUCCCGAACAUCGGCGCGGUGCUGGGUCCGGCGAUAGGCCUGGGCGCCGCGCGUGUGGUCGCGACGCACUUCAGCGUCAUGGCCGCCGACAUAGGCAGUUUGUUCAACGCGGGGCCCAAGGUUGUCGAAGGGGCAACAUUCGAAGAAGGGCUGAGUUUUAGUGACCUCGGCGGGCCAAACGUGCAUUGCACAAACGGGACCAUUGAUAAUCUCGCCGCCAACGAGAAGGAAUGCUUCGACCAGAUCCGCACCGUGUUGGGUUACCUGCCGCAGUGCGGCCAGUUCCAAGCCCCGCCGAUCAUAGCCAGUGACGACCCCGUCGAUCGCGAAGACUUGAGCCUGAGAUCCAUCAUCCCCCGCAAGAAGUCGCGCAUGUACAACCCCUACACCAUCAUCCUGUCCGUCGUGGACAAGGGGUCGUGGUUCGAGAUCGGUGCUCUGUGGGGACGCACUGGAAUCACAGGUCUCGCGCGCCUCGGAGGCAGACCUGUCGGCAUCCUGAGUUUGAACUGUGAAGUCAACUCCGGGGCGUUGGACGCCAUAGGGAGCCAGAAGUUGAUGAAGAUGUUGAAGUUUUGCGACGUGUUCAAUUUGCCCGUCGUGCAGUUUGUGGACGUUCCUGGCUACGCCAUCGGCACAGUCGCCGAACGCACCGCCACCAUGAAAUGGGGUGUCGAACUCGGCAAAGCCUACUACAGCACCACUACCCCGAUCUUCAGCGUGGUGACUCGUCGCGUAUAUGGGGUGGCCGGUGGCAUAAUGCUCGACAGCCGCGAACCUUGGAUGCGGAUCGCUUGGCCCUCGGGCAAUUGGGGGUCUUUGCCGCUGGACGGCGGGAUCGAGGUCGGUCAUCGUUUUGAGUUGAAGAUGGUUCGUGAAAAGGAGGGCGAAGAAGGGUGGAAGAGACGGUACAAGGAGCUUGAAGAUGAGUAUAUCAGAUUGAUGAACCCGGUGAGGACUGCGACGUGCUUCAACGUCGAGGAGAUUGUGGACCCCAAGGACACAAGGAAGAUCUGUUGUCGUUGGAUCAAGGAGAUGUACGGUCUGCCCAUGCAGGAACGGCUGGCAGAUAGGGCGUCUGGCAAGCUGCAUGCGGUGUUUACUUGA
This is a messenger RNA of Cladophialophora psammophila CBS 110553, 2007 nucleotides long. Its product is annotated as propionyl-CoA carboxylase beta chain. Lineage: Eukaryota; Fungi; Ascomycota; Eurotiomycetes; Chaetothyriales; Herpotrichiellaceae. The transcript is spliced from 2 exons. The record is from RefSeq and is a predicted model, not a curated record. The coding region runs from base 1 to 2007 and encodes 668 amino acids. Gene Ontology annotation, molecular function: propionyl-CoA carboxylase activity.